GGAAGAGUCCCUGGAAGACAAUGUGCGGGUUGUUGGGGGUAGUAAUGCCCAGCGCGGUGCAUGGCCAUCGCAGAUUUCGCUCCAGUAUUCCUCUGGUGGACAAUGGUAUCACACCUGCGGUGGGACGUUGGUGAGGCAGAACUGGGUGAUGACUGCAGCUCACUGCGUGGACAGAUCCUUGACUUUCCGGGUGGUCGUCGGUGAGUACAACCUGAAUCAGAACGAUGGCACGGAGCAGUAUUUGAGUGUGGGAAGCAAGUUCAUCCAUCCUAAUUGGAACAGCAACAAUGUCGCUGCUGGCUACGACAUCGCUCUGCUCCGCCUCUCCCAGAGCGCAUCUCUGAACACCUAUGUGCAGCUGGGCGCUCUGCCCCCUUCAGGGCAGAUUCUGCCAAACAACAAUCCUUGCUACAUCAGUGGCUGGGGCUUGACCAGGACUAAUGGGCAGCUGGCUCAAAUCCUGCAGCAAGCUUCGCUUCCCGUCGUCUCUUACAGUAUCUGCUCCGGUUACGCUUACUGGGGCUCCACGGUCAAGAACACCAUGGUGUGUGCCGGAGGGGACGGUGUGCGCUCUGGUUGCCAGGGCGAUUCUGGGGGCCCUCUGAACUGCCUGGUGAGUGGCAAGUACUACGUCCAUGGAGUGACCAGUUUUGUUUCCGCCUCGGGCUGUAAUGUCUACCAGAAGCCCACAGUGUUCACCCGGGUGUCUGCCUACAUUUCCUGGAUCAAUAACAUAAUUAACUCCAACUGAACAGGCUGAGAGGAUGGAAUCAACGUCAAAGAAGAACCUCUUUCCCUAAUCGGAAUACAUUCACACGCUGGCCGUCUUCCUCUUCUCUACUGCCCAUCUUCUCUAUUAUCCCAUUUGA
Messenger RNA from Trachemys scripta elegans, 869 nucleotides. It is a transcript of the gene CELA1, whose product is annotated as chymotrypsin like elastase 1. The record is from RefSeq and is a predicted model, not a curated record. Gene Ontology annotation, biological process: proteolysis. Bases 149 to 751 code for a protein of 200 amino acids. Gene Ontology annotation, molecular function: serine-type endopeptidase activity. Lineage: Eukaryota; Metazoa; Chordata; Testudines; Emydidae. The transcript is spliced from 7 exons.